Molecule: messenger RNA, 1050 nt
Organism: Penicillium verhagenii
Lineage: Eukaryota; Fungi; Ascomycota; Eurotiomycetes; Eurotiales; Aspergillaceae
Exons: 2
Coding region: 1-1050 (349 amino acids)
Source: RefSeq, a predicted model, not a curated record
AUGUUGGAAUCGCUGCAGGCUUUCGCCGGCCAAGCCUACCAGGAUCACCGCUCCCUCGCCAUCCUCGCCUUCUACCUUACGCUGUGCGCCAGCCUCGCAUUGAAGACAUGCCUUAACAUCUACCGGCGCUACAAGCUUCGAACGAUCCAACCGAGUUGGCGCGGAACCCAUGGUCCUGCAUUUGUCCUAUUCCUCCUCCUUGCGGCCUUCAGCCUCGCGACGACAUGGUACUACAUGUUUGCAUUCUUCCGGUAUUCCUACCAGGACUGGAAAGCCGGACAUGACUUGACACGGCAAGCGUCGAUCGAUCUGGAACCUUGGUUGGUAAAAUUGGAGCUAUGGUUGCGAGAUCGGAAACUAUUUCGAGAAGCAUGGGAGAGUGUCUCUGAGACGCCAGCGAAAUUCUGGUGGAGCGGACAGAUCUUUUUAUGGACGAUCGGAUGGAGUCUGUUUCUGGGGUUCAUGGGUCGCCGAUACAAUAUUUCGAGCGUGUGGGUUUACAUGCUGCUCGGGCAAAUUGUCGCGAUCUCCUUCGCCCAGAACCUGUUCUUCGCCACGGUUCUCGCGUCAGGCCCAGCUUCCAAUCGACCCAGGAGACCUUCGUGGACUCCCCCGGCAGUCCUAGAAUUUGCACCCGUCGUCAUAUCCUUUCUCAGCGCCGCCGUUAUACCCUUUGUCGCGAAUACCCCCUACUUCAUGCCUGUUCUUGCUGUUCCCCAUCUUCUUUUGUUUAUACCGGGCCUUUUAUCUCCUCGUGUCCUCCCACAAAGCUGGGGCGCGUAUAUAUUACGACCUCUGUGCCGAUAUGCCACGGUCUUCAAAUGGCUCAUAGCGGUUGCCGUAGCCAUUCAAGCACAGUCCACCUACAUCGUUAUGAUGGAUGAUCCCCUUCUAUCCGGAGGUUCUGUGGUCGAGUUGGGCCAGAAGUUGCUGGAUACGAUGUUUGAGCAUCCGGCUGUGAGUAGCGUUGGAUGGGACGUGUUAUGCUGUUCAUUAUCGUGGAGUACGUGGCUCUUUUUACAUGGUGGACUAGAGGCAAUGCUUGGGUAA